This is a messenger RNA of Panthera uncia (snow leopard), 2042 nucleotides long. RefSeq names its product FtsJ RNA 2'-O-methyltransferase 1 (gene FTSJ1). Lineage: Eukaryota; Metazoa; Chordata; Mammalia; Carnivora; Felidae. Bases 461 to 1450 code for a protein of 329 amino acids. Gene Ontology annotation, cellular component: cytoplasm. Gene Ontology annotation, molecular function: tRNA methyltransferase activity. Gene Ontology annotation, biological process: tRNA methylation; cytoplasmic translation. The transcript has 13 exons. The record is from RefSeq and is a predicted model, not a curated record.
UCCGCGAGACCGGCUACGUCGACACAAGAUGACGGGGCUCACGUCGUACGUUCAGGUUGGCCCCGCGUCGCGCCGGAGCCUUCGCGUUCCGCGAUGACAGGCCCCCCACGCUGUGGGGGCCCUUAGGCAUGCGCGACAGGCAUUCGGGUUGACUGAGAACACAAAUUGAAUCAGCCUUGCGACUUCUGGCCGGUGUGCGCUCUCGCCGAGGCUCGGGCUGCUCACGGACCGGUCUCCUUCGUCCCCCUUCUCCCCACUCCGAAAGCUAAGGUAGGCCCUGGGGUGCGGAGGAUGGGGGUCCAGGCCGAGACGGUUGAGGCACACCUGCUCUGUCCCGCCGACGAGGGAAGGAGAGAAGUUCGCCUUCCGUGCUGCAGCCGAGUAGUCUGGGCGCCUGGUGCCGGGUGGGCUCCAGACCCAAGCUUACUGUUGGCAGGUCCCUGGGCAAACAGCGUGUGAGAUGGGACGGACAUCAAAGGACAAGCGGGAUGUCUACUACCGCCUGGCCAAGGAGAAUGGCUGGCGUGCCCGCAGUGCCUUCAAGCUGCUACAACUUGAUGAGGAAUUCCAACUCUUCCAAGGCGUGACACGGGCAGUUGACCUGUGUGCAGCCCCGGGCAGCUGGAGCCAGGUGCUGAGCCAGAAAAUUGGGGGUCAGGGCUCCGGCCAUGUGGUGGCUGUGGACCUUCAGGCGAUGGCUCCAUUACCAGGUGUGUUACAGAUCCAAGGGGACAUCACCCAGCUGUCCACUGCCAAGGAGAUCAUCCAGCACUUUGAGGGCUGCCCCGCGGACCUAGUGGUGUGCGACGGGGCUCCCGAUGUAACUGGCCUCCACGAUGUUGAUGAGUAUAUGCAGGCCCAGCUCCUCCUAGCUGCUCUGAACAUUGCUACACACGUCUUGAAGCCAGGGGGCUGCUUUGUAGCCAAGAUCUUCCGAGGCCGGGAUGUGACCCUGAUCUACAGCCAGCUGCGUGUCUUCUUCUCCAGUGUGCUGUGUGCCAAGCCCAGGAGCAGCCGCAACUCCAGCAUAGAGGCCUUCGCUGUCUGUCAGGGUUAUGACCCCCCUGCGGGCUUCCUUCCGGACCUGACAAAGCCCCUGCUGGACCACUCAUACGAUCCAGACUUCAACCAAUUAGAUGGACCCACUCGCAUCAUUGUGCCAUUUGUGACCUGUGGGGACCUGAGCUCCUAUGAUUCAGACCGCAGUUACCCACUGGACCUGGAGGACGGCUCAGAGUACAAGUACACUCCACCCACGCAGCCCCCCAUCUCACCACCGUACCAGGAGGCCUGCACGUUGAAGAAGAAAGGGCGGCUGGCCAAGGAGAUCCGCCCCCAGGACUGCCCCAUCAGCACUGUAGACUCGAUGCCCCAGCCCCUGGCUGCUCCACAGCGCCACACCCUGCUGCCCUCUGAGGUGGAAGACAAUGGAAUGAAUUGUUCGCCUUAAUACAUUCAGUUAGCUGGCAGUCUGAUAUAACUCGGAAGCUGUUUGCUGUCAGGAAAAUGAGAACUGGCAUUGAUGAACUUGUUUUCAAAAAUCUCAUCAUCGGGUCCUGAGCAUCCGAGUGGGAACCUGCAACAACCACCAUGAACACAGCAAGGAAAGAAACAUCACGGAACGCCUGUCUGUGCUGCAGAGGGGAUUCUUGAGCCAGGUCUUGCCUCCUCUCUCAGUCUUUCCAGGGGCAUCCUGGUUACGUCCAGAAUUCACCCCCAAAACAGGGAUUCUUAACCCAGAUAGAAAUCAGGGGUAUCUGUGAACAUAACGGUGGAAAAUAUUACAUCUUUAUUUUCACUAAUACUGAACUGAAAUUUCACUAAUAUAACUGAAAUGUAGCUUUACCCCCAAAUACAAAUGCUGGCAACAAUUCACAAUACUAAAAGCAGUGCCUGUACCUUCCCACCAAUACAAAUCAGUUCCUUUUUAAUGUUGAGGUUUUUGCAGGCAUCUUGAAAUCCUGUUCACGUUUAUCACUACUUUGAAUUAUAGAAGAUCUUAUAAUUUGAUGUUCUAAUAAAAAAGUCAAUAUAUUACUGUA